Messenger RNA from Sus scrofa (pig), 3293 nucleotides. It is a transcript of the gene GLT1D1, whose product is annotated as glycosyltransferase 1 domain containing 1. Lineage: Eukaryota; Metazoa; Chordata; Mammalia; Artiodactyla; Suidae. Gene Ontology annotation, molecular function: glycosyltransferase activity. The record is from RefSeq and is a predicted model, not a curated record.
UUGCGGUGGGGGGACCUGUGGCCAACCCUGGUCCCUGUGGGAGGGGAUUGUGGCCACCCUCCUCUCAUAUCAGAGGGAAGGGACCCGAAACCACCUCUGCUGCUGGUCCCCCUGGGAGCAGACCUGUGGCCACCCCAGGAUCCUAUGGGAGCAGACGCACGGCCACCCUGGGACCUCAUGGGAGUCCAUCCAGGGUCUCUUCUGGUUCCCAACGGGAGGUGACCCGAGGAAGCCCUGGAGCUGGUCCCCAUGGAGGGGCCCCGCGCCCUGCACCACCACCUCCCUCAGACAUCCCCGGGCACGCGCCCCCUCGCCUCCUCGCGCGUCCAGGACCCCGGCCCCGGAACCGGCGAGCGUGGGCGCGGCCUGGGGAGCGGCGGGCUCACUCAGGGAGCCCGGACGCCCGCCGCCCCUGCGCCCCAGUCCGCGUCCCCGCUCCGCCCCGGGCCCAGGCGCGGCAGGGCGGUGAAUGGCCGGGCGGCGGCGGCGGCGGCGGCGGCAUGCGGCUCCUGUUCUUGGCGGUGCUGCGGCGGCACACUGGCAACGCCGUCACGGCCCAGCGCAUCCGGGACCAUCUAGAAGCUACAGGCCACGUGUGUAUUCUGAAAGAUGCCUUUGACUUUGGAAGUCCAUCUGAAAUCGCAAACUUCAUCAAGGCUGAGAACCUUGAGGCGGCCGUGGCUCUUCAUCUCUAUAGAGGAGGCCGACUUGUGCAAGGUCAUGGAAUUCCUUUUGGAAUCAUCUUUGGUGGAACUGAUUUAAAUGAAGAUGUUAACCACGGAGAAAAAAACAAAGUGAUGGGAAAAGUCCUUGAAGAAGCCAGAUUUGCUGUUGCUUUCACGGAGUCCAUGAAGGAAAUGGCACAAACGCAGUGGCCACACGCUAGGGGUAAGAUCUAUGUCCAGAAUCAAGGAAUUGCAACCGUGCCGAACGCCACCUUUAAUUGGAACACCUUUCUUCAGCAUUCAGAGAUUAACCAAAGUGCUGACAGUCUACACGUGUUUCUCCUGAUCUGUGGACUCAGACAAGUGAAAGACCCUCUCUACUUGGUGGAGGCAUUCUCGGAAUGGCAUCAGGAAGAGCCCAACGUUUACAUGGUAAUCGUCGGUCCUGAAGUCGAUCCAGUGUUCACAAGGGAAGUCAAAGCCAAAGUCAAGAGGACUCCUGGAGUCCGAUUGAUUGGGGAGAUGGCCCAGGAAGAUCUCCACGCUGUUGUGAAGAACUGCUUUGCGGUGGUCAACAGCUCCGUGUCCGAAGGCAUGUCAGCCGCAAUCCUGGAGGCAAUGGAUUUGGAAGUCCCCGUGUUGGCGAGGAACAUCCCGGGGAACGCCGCAGUGGUGACGCACGAAGUUACAGGAUUGUUGUUUUCCGACCCUCAGGAGUUUGUUCGGCUGGCAAAGAGACUGGUCAGUGACCCUGCGUUGGAAAAGGAAAUAGUGGCCAAUGCAAGGGAGUAUGUGAGAGAGCAUCACUCAUGGCAGGUGGAGAGAAACACCUACAGGCACCUCAUCAGGACCCUGCAGAGAAGCAUUGAAGACUAAGGGCGCCCACCUGGUGCUGUCCUAUGUCCAGCCCUGGGUGCAUACCCAGGGGAUAGAGCUCUGGGCAGCGGGACCGUCCAGUACAAACCACUGGGAUGGCAGAUCUUCCAGUCCUAACAUAGUCCAUCCAACUUGUGCUUCCGGGUAACACCCCUGAUGUGUGCCCAGAUCCGCCCUUCUCCUGGAGAUGCAGAAGCUCGCUGACUCCCUGGGGGGUGGGGGCAGGAUAACUGGUUUUAGGGGCAAUCAGGAAGAGAGCUGCUUUAGGACUUCCUUGGGACAGUAAGGGCUUAUUUGUAAGGUGUCCCUGUGUAGGCAUCUCUCCCCUGUCCUGGGAUGACCUGGAACCCGUCACUGUCCAGAGAGCAAAAGCAAAAACAUGGCAGCCAAGAGAGGUCCUGGUAGCGAUUUUAACAUGAGACUGACUCUGCAGCAAAUCUGGGGCCCCAAAAGAUUCGGGAUGGGCCCCCAGGCUGGCUUCUGAAGCACUGGAUACAGCACUCUGCAUUGAGUCCUCCGAAUCCUCCAUCAGGUAACUCAAGGAGAGUAAGGAGUUCUCUAGAUAAGUAGGUGGAUCCCAUCCCGCAGAGGCUCCACCCACCUCCUGGUUGAACUUGGGUUGAGAACUGGUUGGAAGACGGCCUGGGAGAUACUGGAGCCAGCCCUGAGGGUCCGGCAUCAGAGAUCCAGCAUCGGGGACCCACGGGUGAAUGUCCACCUGGUCAUCAGCCUCCAGCCCAUCUCAAGACCCACACUCAGUCCUGCAACCUUAUCCAACAAGUGGGGGAGGGGUUGGAAUUUAACCAAGUGUCAGCAUCCCUGGGACAUCCUGGCUGCAGUGUGCAAGGUCCCCCAAACCCCGUGUUUGUUUUUCUGAGUGGCAGUAUUUGCUUCUGCUGGAUCCUGGAGUCUCUGCUUCCUGGUGGACUUUCCAUUCCAACAACUAGGGAUGAAAUGUUCUGAUUCUCUUUUGAGGUGGGAAGCUAGGGGGUCCAGAAGGAUGGGGCCCAGAGCCCACCGUGGGAAGUGUUUCCUUAAGGUGUGUUCUGAAGACCCCAGAGGCAGGAGGAGGGACCCAUGGCAGCUUUGCCACGGGCUUUGCAACAUUGGAUUUUUUAAAAUUUCCAGCCAUCCUUUUUUAAAAUACACAGCCAGACCUACAUCUUAUUUGUAAAAGAACAAACCUCAGAUUGUAAUAUUUUAAACUCUGAUGACUUAGGGACCCGGAACAGCACAUUUGUAGAUUCUGUUCCCGUCACUUCCUGUUCCGUUCUGCGCCUUCAUCUCAGAACACGGUCCCUUCCCAGAGGCAGUUCCCUGGAACCUGCAGAUGGUCUUCCGCCCAGGAUUCACAAUCCUGCUAAGAAUACCCCUCACUGUCUCCCACCCUCUAUUUUUAACAUCUGAGAGUCACCAAGGUCAGGGCUCCCCUGUGGCCACAGCGAGGAAAGGGAGGUAAAAGCCGUCCAAAUCCUGGGAGACAGCUCCGUCUAUCAGGAGUCAGCAUUGCCAACCUACGAAAAGGCCCAUGUUGGCCUGGGUACCAAGCAGUGAUGCUGCGGUUGAUAAAAUGCCCAUGGCUGGGGAAGCCCUGCUCUCUUCCUGGUUGAAUGACAUUGUACGUGCUCUGCCGUUCUCUACUUCAAUCUCAUUCAUUUAUGUCUUUAUGGAAACACACCCAGGCCGCCUGCCCUUUGGGGAAGGGCAUGUUUUUAAAUGAAUAAAGUGUCACCGUCCACGGUACAGAAAGAU